AUGGGCUCUGGUGCUGGUUUCUACCUCCCUCCUCCACUCAACUUCUCUGCCAUGUCCGGCAGGCAGACUAGCUCGGCAGCUUCGUCGCCGACAACCAGAAGCCCUCUGUCAUCCACUCCCCCCUCACACUACUCAUCGUCUCCCUACUCUCCCAGCAGCAACCGCAAUUCCGGUCUCUACACCUCGCCUUCCAGAACCUCCUUGUCAUCUCUCCAAGGUUUCAACACCCAGGAACCGGCCGUUCUAUCCGAUAAGGUUACGAAGGAGCUCAGGGAGUACGCGAGUUCGUUUGACCAUGUGAGGGAUUGGAAGCGAAGGAUGACGGUUGUA
This is a messenger RNA of Tuber aestivum (summer truffle), 330 nucleotides long. The record is from the annotation of a GenBank genome assembly. NCBI's taxonomy places the organism in Eukaryota, Fungi, Ascomycota, Pezizomycetes, Pezizales, Tuberaceae.